AUUUGAAAAUGAACUACUUCUGUUCUUGAUUUCGCCCAAUACCAAUUAAUAAAUGACCUAAUUUUCCCGCCAAACAGAACUUUGAUCGAUCGCUUGUAAAAAAGACUAAAAGAUGCUUAAGUAUCUCUGUCAAACCCUAAAAUCAUCACCCAGAAACCCCAAAUCAAUGAUUCCAAUUUCUCAUUUCCAAAACCGCAAGAAAACCCAACUCUCGAAUCCGGCCAUAGAUUUCAUAUUGGAUGAAUGUGCAGACCUCCCGUCAUCAAACCCCAUUAAAAAACCAACACAAGAUACACCGAAAACCGCAGAACCAGUUGACGCUGAAACCUCGAGUAUUGUGAUUUCACAUCACUGGCCGGAAUGGGUUGUGUUGAUGCAGAAGCUGAUGAAAAACGGUUACUUCGAUGUCGUCGGGAAUCCAUUUCGAAGUGGAGAGUUGAUCCAUGGGAAGGGUUGUAAUCAAAUUCGAACCGCUUGUCUUAACUUUGCUCGUGAUCGGCCUGAUCUCAUGAGUUACUUGACGAGAGGGGACAUACACGCGGUUGCCGGAUCUGGCUGCCCCAGCAUAGAUCGGAAAGUUGUGAACUCUGGCAAACGGCUAAGGGCACACAUGGGUAUUCACGAAGGAAAUGUUUGCAGCAGUUGCAUUUUGAGGGGAAACUGUGAGAGAGCAUAUGUGAAGCCACGUGAAGAUGAAGGUGGUCGGACUGUUGAUGUGAUGCGUUUUGUACUCACCUAUGGCCUUCAUCGUCUCAAUGAUUCACCAGAUAAUGAACCUUUUACGAACAAAAGGUUUGAGGAAGCAAUCAGAAGUUUAAUCAGAGAUAUGGUGAAGUAUAGCAAGGAAAAACUUGAUUUUUAUACUUCAAAACGUGCUCCAUCUGUUCAGAGAAAUACAAAAAAUCGUUGUGAAUUCCAUGAAAGACUUGAAACAUCAGGAGACAAUUGGGAUCACGUUGAGCUGCAAAGGGGAGAUUGGCUAUGUAAAAGAUGCAGUUUUCUAAAUUUUGCCAAGAACACAAGAUGUUUGCAGUGCCAUACAAACCCACCAAAGAGACAACUCAAUCCAGGGGAAUGGGAGUGUGACUCAUGCAACUACAUAAACUUCAGGAGAAACACAGCAUGCUUGAAAUGCGAUCAUAAACGCCCAAAAGCAUUCAGAUAGUUGGAUUUGGAUUCGAUCAAAAGAUGAGAGUAAUUUUUCAUAUCACAACAAGUAUACAUACAUGUAUCACUGUGUUUUGUUCUAUUCUAUUCUAUACAACAUGUAAAUAAUAAUAUGAAUACAACAAUCCAUUUUUUACUAUUACAUCAACCUGUUUUGUUAUCGAUUCUGUAGAAAUUGGUCAACGUCUUUCCGUCAAGCUCCUUCCUGAAAAAUCUUCCGAUGUAAUCUGCAUAUGUAAAUUCCUUGUAAACCGCCGGUUUCUCAGCAGAUAUCACCUCCGGGAACGGCCCAUACGUGCCCUCUCGGUUGCUUGGAUUGAAAAACACGGCAACAGAGACACGUGCACCUUCAACAGGGUUUGCCAAUACUCGAUGUUCCACGCUUUUGUAUUCAUCAUUAGACAUCAUCUAUGCCAUAAAUUAAUACAAUUUUUUAUACGAUUCCGAUCAUGUGUUUCGAUUAAUUUAUAUAUAAAACAAACGUACCUGAAGCAGAUCGCCGAUGUUGAUAACAACGGCGCCGGGGACUGCCUCGACGUCAGCCCAGUCGUCACCACACUUGACCUGCAACAAUCCACCGACCUCGUUCUGCACCAGGACGGUUAGUGCGCCGGGAUCGGUGUGGGCGGUGAGCCCCACCGUGAGAUCUGGCUGUGGGCACCGGGGAUAAUAAUGGGAAGCAUCUACCCUUG
Messenger RNA from Lactuca sativa (garden lettuce), 1859 nucleotides. Its product is annotated as zinc finger protein VAR3, chloroplastic. Lineage: Eukaryota; Viridiplantae; Streptophyta; Magnoliopsida; Asterales; Asteraceae. Gene Ontology annotation, cellular component: cytoplasm. The record is from RefSeq and is a predicted model, not a curated record. Gene Ontology annotation, molecular function: mRNA binding.